UCUUCCAAAUCCGCCUGUCACCAUUCGAGCUUCCUAAUUAGGCUCUCUCUUUGGUUAACUAAUUAGUUAAAUUAGAUGGUGUAGUGCUUCAAAUAAAGAGCUGAGCAGGGAGGCCUCGUCAGAGUAACCCUGACCAAAGUUGCAAUUCAAUUAUGUUGCUAAUUAUAGUACAGAAAUAUAGGAAAAACGGCAACAAGCAUGAAUCUUACUAUUUUAUUGAUCUUAUUCCAUUACUUUUAAAUUUGUAAUUGCUUUAAGGAGCAAUUCCCGUAAUUGAUUAAUGCUUCUUCACUUUGCAAUAUUCAUGAUUAUACUGGCUCUCUUUUCUACUUAACUUUGGCCUCUGUCCUCAAAAUUAACUAAUGGAGUUGCUUAAGGAUAAUUUCAGGUGUGUGUUGUAUGUGUGUGUGUGUGUCUUCACGAGAGCCUCAGAUUACUUGGACGAAGGUUCCCUUGGGAACUUGCCCGUAGUUUUAUCUUCAUUUUGACAGUUUUAUGUUUCACUUGCGGUUUCCAUUUGAGAGAUGCGGCCCCUGUUACAUGAGCAACAGAUGAUUUAGAUGUGAGCAGGGAAGCGUUCACAUACAACUAAUGAGCGUUCGGAGAAAACACAGCAGAGUUGUGUAACGCUGACAGUUUAUAAUUGCAUCUAAAUGUACUCAUGUCUCUCAUAAAGUGCCAAAACCUGCCGUACCACAAAACGCAGAGGUUUAACGUUACCUCUCUGUGUUACUUUGACCCCAAAAUGAACCGCUUUAAGCUGGUUAUGAAAUUCUGUUCAUGGCCAAGUUCUGUUCAUGCUCCAGUCUUUCUCAUCUUCUGUUGUGCCUCAUCAAUGACUGUGUCUGUUUCUACAUGCGCAGUAGGUCGCUGAACCCGGAGAGAAGAUCCAAGAUGCCACGCUCAAACUGUGACGUCAUGUCCAAAGAGCCAAGCUCCAACUUGGAAAGCGCCAUGCAGAUGCUCAUCAAGACCUUUCAUAAGUAUUCCGGGAAAGAAGGAGACAAAUACACGCUCAGCCGAGGAGAACUAAGGGAACUCCUGACGGAAGAGCUGGGAAAUUAUCUUGGGAACGCUCAAGAUAAAGACGCAGUGGAGCGGGUGAUGAACGACCUGGAUGCCAAUAAUGACGGCGAGGUGGACUUCACCGAGUUCAUCAUCCUCAUGGGUGCACUGACCGUGGCCUGCAACGACUUCUUCCUGGACAGCCCGCCACCCAAAAACAAGCCCGAAGGCAAGGGCGACGCAGCCACAACAGAGGAAAAGAAAGAGUAAUGAGCGAAUGCUACCAGAACAGAGAGAGAAAACGGAGCAAAGUAUUAGUAGGUUGCAUGGUUGAGAACAAGAGAGUGUGUUUCAUCCAUUUCUUUUAUCAGGCCCAACAAACCUAGUUCCUGGAGGAGAUUUCUCCGCUUUUAUAAUUUAACCAAAGCUGUUAUUAUACUUUCAAAGCAAAACUGACAAACCCUGAAGGCAAAGACUUGGGGGUUUGACAGAAACACACAUCAGUCCGGUGCCAGGAGCUGGUUUGUCUAACGCUGAACCUUUUUUUCUAGUUAAUGAGAAGUAAAGUCUUUUAAGAUGGGUGCCUUCUGUUUCAUAUGAGCGCAGACAUUAUAUACAGCUAUAUAUAGUGUUUUUUUUUUGGAUAAAGAAGCGGCAAAGUGUAUUUUGAGUGCAAUAAGUGGCUACUAAGUGAAUGUCAAAGCCUGUACUGAUAGGAAGUGAUGGGUUAUGGACAGUUAUGAAUGUUCAUUUUUAAUAAUUCUGAACUGUGGCUUUAAAACAGAUGUCGAGGUAUUUAUAUUUAUAUCUUUCAUGACGAUGUAAUUAUAAAUACCCCAUUACUGACAGCAAAUAACAUUGCAUCUACUUCAUGGUUACCAUAAAUUCUGAACAGUGUUCAUAAACUAUAAUAAUUCAGUGUUGAAGAUGUGAACUUGGUUUGUCUCUUUCUGUGCAUCUAUUUUUUAGCCUAUUUUUAUUUAAUAAUCAUUAUGUAUCUUCUUAAUUAUAAUAAACGUGCAACUGACCUCCACACGUUGUCUGACAUGUUUUGCAUGCAAUUGUUUUUUUUUUUUUACCAUACUAUCCAUUUAUCAUGU
Puntigrus tetrazona (Sumatra barb) is the source of this 2105-nucleotide messenger RNA. It is a transcript of the gene s100s, whose product is annotated as S100 calcium binding protein S. The record is from RefSeq and is a predicted model, not a curated record. Gene Ontology annotation, molecular function: calcium ion binding. The transcript has 3 exons. The coding region runs from base 781 to 1275 and encodes 164 amino acids. Lineage: Eukaryota; Metazoa; Chordata; Actinopteri; Cypriniformes; Cyprinidae.